AUGUGGCCGCUGCCGUGGGUGCUCGCGCUGGCCGCUGCGGGCCUGGCGGCCGUCUCGCCGACUCCGCCCCCGCCACCCCCGCGCUGCCGGCUGUCCGAGUUCCCGUGUGGAGGCGGCGGCGGCGGCGGCGGCCCCUGCGUCGCGCUCGACAGGUUCUGCGACGGCGCAGACGACUGCGGCGACAAGUCGGACGAGCCGCGCUACUGCUCCCCGUGCAACAGGACGUACUACGGCGAUGUCGGCCGCACGUACGAGCUGGAGGUGCGGCGGCCGCGGGAGGACCGCCUGCCCUUCCUCUGCCACCUCAACUUCACGGCCGCCGGCGGAGACUAUGGGGACAUCGUGCAGCUGACGUUCGACACAUUCACGGUGGGCAAGUUCGUGUCGUUCACGAGCGACGGCUGCCCGGACGGCCACAUGAGCAUCCGGGAGGCGGGCCGGCCCUCCACGGGAGGACAGUGGUGCGGCAGCGCCUGGGGCUACACCGUCUACUACAGCGAGACGCCCUCCAUCAACCUCACCCUGCAGCUGUACAGGCUCUCGGAACAGGGUAUCGGCUACAACUUCGACUUCAAGUUGUCGUACAAGCUGCUGCGGGCGGGUGAGGCCAGCGUGCGGUACGGCAACAGCAGCAGCAGUGGCGCCAGUGGCAGCGGUAACGCGGGCGUGCCCGCGUGGCGCGGCGACCUGGUGCCCGGCUCGUACUGCGACCGCGUGCUGGAGCGCUGCGACGCGCGCGCCUGCCGCGUGCAGUCGCCCAACUACCCGGGCGUGUACCCGCGCAACGCCACCUGCUACUACCGCGUGGAGCAGCGGCCCGUGCCCAGCGGCCGGCACGCGCUCAUCGCCGUGAGCCAGCGCCACUCGCACAAGGUGCACAUCAAGGACCAGGUCGCCGAGUACGACCGCACGCAGCGCGUGCUCAGGGUGUGGGACCAGUGCAACGUGGUGCAGGACUACCUGACGGUCUACGACGGCUCCUCGACGACGGACCCGGUGCUGGUGCGGCUGUGCGGCGGCGACGCGGUGCCCGACAUCGUCAGCAGCGGGCCCAACAUGCUGCUGGAGUUCCACACCUCGCCCUACGACAACCCCUUCCACCCCGUGCCGCUCAGCUACCUGCCGGGCUUCGAACUGGACGUGCAGGUGGUGCUGGUGGACGCCCGGUCGCACAGCUACGUGCGCGACCACGCCCACUGCGAGUUCCUGCUGACGAGCUUCGACGCGCCGUGGGGCGAGGUGGAGAGCCCGCAGCACUCGCUGCCGCCCAACACGACGUGCCGCUACCACUUCCAGGGCCGGCGCCACGAGACGGUGUGGCUGUCGUUCCUCAAGUUCCACCGCGCCGACUGGGACACGGGGGCGGCGGUGGCGGGCUGCGUGCGCCUGUGGGACGGCCGGCUCGACCCGGUGACCAACAGCAGCGGCGGGGGCGGCGCGGGGGCGGUGCAGCUGCUGGGCGAGUUCUGCAAGGAGGAGGCGCCGCGCCUCUGCGACCACAGCCUGCUCAGCAACAGCACGCGCCACACACGGCCCUGCGCGCUGCCCGAGAGCUAUGUGUCGUCGGGCCCGGAGCUGACGCUCGACACGUUCCAGGCGAGCGCGCUCUUCCCGCUGUCGUUCGUGCUGCGCUACGAGUUCGUCGACACGUCGCUGGAGGGCGCGCCCGCCGCCGGCGCCGAGGCCGGCCCCUGCGACCGCGUCUUCCGCUCGUCGCCGCUGUCGCCGCGCGCCGGCCGCUUCCAGUCGCCGCGCAGCGUCUUCCUGUACGGCCGCGGCGGCGCGCACAACCUCAGCUGCGUGCUGCGCUUCGAGGCGGCGCCGGGCGAGCGCGUGCGCCUCACGCUGGCGCGCGCCAGGUUCGGCGAGCGCGCCUGCCACUCGCGCCGCGACCCGCGCACCGGCCGCUGGUGCUGCUCCAGGCAGGCUCCAGCCGGAGGCCGCGCGGCGCGCGCCGCCGCAGCCGGCGUCGCCGAGCUCUGGGUGUCCGAGUACCCGUGGCCCGGCGUCCAGCUGCCCAGGGACUGCAUCUGCUCCAGGCUGUCGGAGCCGCUGCCGAUGCAGACGCUCUCCUCUUCCGUCGUGGAGGUCAAUUUCACGGUCACCUUCAUGAACAUCACACAGGACUUUAGCGACUUCAACUUCGAAGGCGAAUACCAGUUCGUGUCGGCUGCCGAAGUAGGAGACGGCUUGUCGUGCCUUGCGACAAGAGACGAUCGAAGGUUGCGCGGCUCCAGCGGCGAGAUCACGCUGCGCAGCCCCGCGGCCCAGCAGCAGCAGGCCAAGGCGGCGGCGGAGGGUGCUUCCAGCAGCGCGCUACUGUCCGGGGACGGCAGCGGCCUCGGCUGCGUCAGCCACCCCUGGCUCAUCGAGCCGGAGGACUCGGCCAACAGCUUCCUCUACCUCAAGAUCCGCGGCUUCGAGCUGCCCUACAACGCUCGGGAGGAUGCCUGCCCCACGCUCAAUCGCAUCGUCGUUUAUUCUGGCGUCGAUACUCGCGACCCUAAGGUGGUGUGUCCGGUGGAGGCGGCGGGCGGCCGGCGCGAGCUGCAGGUGUUCUCGGAAGGCUGGGAGCGCACCGCCACCUCCGCCGCCUCCGCCACCGCCGCCGGCGCCAACGCUUCCGGCACCGCCGCGGCCCACGCGGGGCCGCCGACGCCGCUGCUGCUGGCGCCGCACGCGCGCAGCUUCAUCGUCGAGUUCCUGGAGCGACAGCCCGGCAGCUACGCCGUGACCUGGAUGGAGGUGUCGCGCCGGCCGCUCCUCUCCGCUUCCAGCUACUUCGUCAUGUCCGUCGCCGCCCCAGAAUGUCCCUACAGGUGUCCGGAGCUGAACGCGUGCAUCAGCGCGGCGCUGUGGUGCGACGGCGCGCGCCACUGCCCGUCCGGCUUCGACGAGGACGACGCCAACUGCGCGUACCAGCUGGCGGUGCCGGCGCUGUACGUGGCGAUCGGCGCCGCGGCGCUGGCCGUGCUGCUGCUGCUCGUCAGCAUCACCGUCUGCGUCAAGCUGGCGCAGCGCCGGCGCGCCGCCGAGCGCGACAAGAAGGUGGCGGCUGCGGCGGCGGCGGCGGCGGCGGCGGCGGCGGCGGCGGGCAACGGCGCGCGACAGCUGCAGCACAACGGCGACAGCAAGCGGUUCGCCGAGUCGCUCUUCCUCGACGCCAAGGACUCCCUGUGUUGACAAAACGUCGUUGCCAUGGAGACAACCGUGUGACGCCCGACCGUCUCCAGGCAAUGCUCGCCCCGCCACAAGAAGAAGGGCAGCCGCGAGCCGCGGGUGCGCUUCGCCGAGUCGCCGCCGGCGCCACACUUGUUCCCCGCGGCCGAGCGGCAGGUGCUCUUCUACUGAACCCCAGGGCGUCGCCUCGCACACACGUGUGUGUACAGUCCCUCACAAACAGCCAGUGACGUAUCCCGAACCGACAUUUGCCGAGUUUAAAGCGUACGCUACACCGUAUUUACUUGAAGAACAGCGCGACCAUGCGGUGUGUGUGUGUCGCGACUGCGCACGUGAGCUGUUUUAACGGACGAAUACUUACAGCUGACUGUGGAGCCUCUCUGUUAUUCCGUGAACAGACAUAAGAAACAGUUCUGCUUCCCGAUACCGGUGGAAUUGUGACACAGCGAGUGUGUGAGAAGUGUCAUGCGAGUCAGUGUCCCUAGAAGAAUAAUUCUCGUAACGAGCUAAGAAAAAAACACUCUGGUUGUAUACGAUGUUAACCCAAACUGCACCAGCAAAAUUCCGGAGGUUGUUGAGGGAUAUUACUUGAGUACUCCGGUAUAAGGGACCCGACGUCUCCGGUGAAUCGUAAUUGUCCGUAAACUGAAAACCGUGAGGUUAUUACCCUCUCUCUCUCUAUCCAGCAACGCCUUUUUGCAACGCGCCAUUUGAAUCAGUGGCUAUGCACUGCUUUGACGUGCUGGCGGUGUUUAUUGUCCACUAAAUCUGCUAACUAUGCGUGGAAUAUAGAAACUAGAAACUAAUAUAAUGAGCGCAAAAAAACGCGCGUCAACGGAAUCUCCGUAAAUCAGCCUAUGCUACAUCGCACUACUCCUUUUUAAUUUUUUUUUAUUUCAGUUCGUGCCCUGACAACCAUUUCAACAGUGGAAAGUCGAUACGACUGUGGUUAACGCGAUAGUCGUGUCAGUAAUGAUGACACGAAUGUGAGGACAACACAACGCUCAGUCCCCGAGUGGAAAAACUCUGUGACCCGGCCGGAAUAACAAAUUCUUAGUCAUAGUGUACGACAGGCAAGGCGUUCUAGCAGGAAAUGCUACUUCCCCUACCACAACUGCCGCUUCUUCUUCAGUUUACAAGCAAACUAUACGCAGUAAUUGCAUUUUAUUUGAUUUAUUAUUACCUUAGACCCUUGUGCCUAUACUGCACCGAAAAAUAUACGCAUAACGGCGCAAAUGUCGUCGCUAUGUCUACGAAGAAACUUCUUCCACUCCCUCUCGCUACACACUGUUGAAAACAGUAAUGCCCACAUCACUCUUCUCCCUCAACUUGCUUUCUAUACUGCACGCGUCUGUCUCGGCCUUGUUUUUCCCGCGAGCUAGCUACACGUUUUUCUUCGUUUCCCUGAGCAGAUAAAAUUGACUACCUGACUGGGAAUCGAAGCCGAGCCUUUUUGGAUAGCAGUUCGUCGCGCAUAUCUUGCAGCUACCAAAGAGUACCAGCUGUACGCUAACAGUGGCGCACACCAAUGCGGGUAAGUUUUCUGGUGAAGUUGGCCUAUGUCCACCUCGCGUGAUGCUUCAAGGCGGUGGAAGAGCUGAACUGUUCCCACAGCAAAGGCAAGUCGGCAAGCAUCACAACACUUUUGCAUCAGUUCAUAUGCGUUUGUGUAACAUGCCGUACAUUAUGGUGACUGUAUGUCAUAGAAUUCCGCAUUAUUGUGGAGGCACUGUCACAGAAACAAAUUGAAUUUGAGUAACAGAUCACUCGUAAUUACAUUUUUACUGUCCGCCUCGAUAGCUGAGGUAUCAUAUUUUGCCGGCACGGUAGCUCAGCGUGUUCGGUCAGAGGGUUGGCUGCCCUCUGUAAUAAAAAAGCUGAGUUAUGGAUGAACGAUGAACUUGAACAAGUGUAAUGGGACGUCCACCCCGAACAAAUGGAACGAACAAUCACGAACAAAAUGAGAAAAAAAGUGGUCAGCGUGACGAAAUCCCAUGCCAAGGGGUCCGGUUUCGAUUCCCUGCUGGGCCGGAGAUUUUCCCGGCUCAGGGACUGGGUGUUGUGUUGUCUUCAUCAUCAUCUCAACCAUUUCAUUUCAUUUCAUUUUUACUGUGUAAAAAUCCUCCGCAGGCCACCGUUCAAGAAACCGGAAAUUCAGAAAAUGUCCCUGAACAACCUCGGAAAUUCUGUUGGUGAUCUUCGGACUUACAAUGUAUUUUGUGAAAUGCUUGAUCUCAUUCGUUAAAAUGUACCAAGGUGAGAUGGCCUGGAAACAAAAAACACCACCAGUGGCAGCUGUAUUUUGUGUAUCUCCACGACGCUAGGCUCGUAACCAAUUGAAAAUGACCCUGGUGGCUGAAACGGGACAUGGCAUUUGAAAGUAAAAUAGCAACUGCUGCUAUUGCUUAUUUUCAGUUACUAUUACAGUUGCCGACAAUGGACUACAAUGUUCGAUAUGCUGGACAAAAGAAGAUGAGGUGUGCACGGGAACCUCAAAUUUUGGUACCUACUUCAGAAACUUACUUGCUGUAGAAAUGAUUCUGGAGACACUAUUUCUAAAAACUGAACGAUGGCAUAAAAACUAUAUUUCAAUAAGGGAUUUCAAUAAGUCUCUGAAUGUUGCAAAAAAUCGAGUUGCUAAAUCAUUACAAGUUUCAGGUCAUAAAAUGACUAUGCUACAUAAAGGACGUUGUGAAGAAAUAUUUAACAUUUUUUUCGGCCGUGUGCUAUUAGACAUUAAAUAAGGCAUUUGAAUAAGUGGCGUUCAUGUUUUACUAACAACAUCCGAGCACAUUCUCUGCAAUUCUUGAACUGUGUCCCUAGAUCACUGUGCUCUUGACAAUCGAGUAUAUUUUAUUCCGAGUAUAAACGUUGUACAAGAUAACUGGAUAUGUGAAGUUGUUACAUGAUGAACAGACGUCAAUUACAACAUCAGAUUCCUAGACAAAGAGUAAGUACAACGGAAGACGACUGACUUUAUGAACUGAUGAAACGGAAAUGCUACUCAGUACUUCUCAGUGGAUGUCCUAUAAAGAGCAAGUUGAAAGUAGUAAGAGUAAGACGUAUUUUCAUGGGAAUGAUACGUUAUCUUUCUUGACUGAGAUGUAUUAUUUAUUUUCUGGUGCUAUGCAACCCAUAUAUAUUACCUCGAAACAUAUUUGUGUAAUGGAGGUGACUAUUUCGUCAGUGUUGAAACGUGGAAGGACUAAAGACGAAGCUAGGGUGAAAUGAAUGCGGUGCAGAAGUCAAGGUCAUCUAGACCAAAAGACUGCUGUUAAUUUAUUUUGUGAUCUAGGGGGGGGGGGGAUCUGUAAAUUGGUUUCUGUUAUCUUUCAACUGACAACUCAAUGUCGCUUGUGAUGCUAUGAGUGCAUAUUUUAUACGGAUGCGUUUUGUGAGACUGCAAUGAAAUGUGUUGAGUAUUAUUUCGUCUAAAUGACAUGAACAAAUGUGAAAGAUGU
Molecule: messenger RNA, 6641 nt
Organism: Schistocerca nitens (vagrant locust)
Lineage: Eukaryota; Metazoa; Arthropoda; Insecta; Orthoptera; Acrididae
Exons: 9
Coding region: 1-3183 (1060 amino acids)
Cellular component (GO): plasma membrane
Molecular function (GO): protein binding
Source: RefSeq, a predicted model, not a curated record